Messenger RNA from Hypomesus transpacificus, 368 nucleotides. RefSeq names its product histone H4. The transcript has a single exon. Bases 33 to 344 code for a protein of 103 amino acids. Gene Ontology annotation, biological process: nucleosome assembly. The record is from RefSeq and is a predicted model, not a curated record. Gene Ontology annotation, molecular function: protein heterodimerization activity; structural constituent of chromatin; DNA binding. NCBI's taxonomy places the organism in Eukaryota, Metazoa, Chordata, Actinopteri, Osmeriformes, Osmeridae. Gene Ontology annotation, cellular component: nucleosome.
CUCAUCUGUGGAAACGUCAAACGUAUUGUACCAUGUCAGGAAGAGGCAAAGGAGGUAAGGGACUCGGUAAAGGAGGCGCCAAGCGCCAUCGCAAGGUUCUCCGUGAUAACAUCCAGGGUAUUACUAAGCCCGCCAUCCGCCGUCUGGCACGCCGCGGUGGCGUGAAGCGUAUUUCAGGCUUGAUCUACGAAGAGACCCGUGGUGUACUGAAGGUGUUCCUGGAGAAUGUCAUCCGUGAUGCCGUGACUUACACCGAACACGCUAAAAGAAAGACCGUGACCGCCAUGGACGUGGUCUACGCUCUGAAGCGCCAGGGACGUACUCUGUACGGCUUCGGCGGCUAAAACAUCAAGUACAAGCACCGAGGA